GGCCGCCAAUCUCUUCCGGCUCCACCCUGCGCCUACUUCCGGUGGCUGACAAAGGCACGGUUAGUCAACCUGGGUGGCCGUGAAAGGCGAGGUGAGGCGGUCAUAGCCUUACCUCGUAAAGUGAAACAUGUAUGGCCAGUGAAUGAGACAAACGCAGACUGGAUGAAAAGCACCAGCACGUUCGAUCAGAGCAACAAGUAGGCUCGAACUCAGGUCCUUCCUAUCAAAGGCGGUACCCUUAGCUGAGGCUCCCCCGCGCUGGGGACUCCGCCCCGCCUCCUAGCCCUCAUUGGUCACAAGUGCCGCCCGGCAGCCCUGCGAUUGGCCAGACCGGCGGCCCGCCGCGUCCAAUAGGCGGCGGCGCCGGAUUUCCCGCGCCCUUCGCCGUUCGAGUGGGUCUUGCCGGCAGUGGCGGUUGAUGCGCGUAACGGUCGCCCGACCCCGCUGCGACGAUGGCGGCCUUGGGCCCCGGAGGCUACGCGCGGAACGACGCGGUCGAGAAACUGUCGUCUGUCACCGCGGGGGUUCCGGCGAGGAGAGGCCAGCCCUCCCCGCCCCCCGCCCCACCGCUCUGCCUCCGGCGGCGGACACGACUCACGGCGGCGCCGGAGGACACGGUGCAGAGCCGGGUGUCGCUGGAGAAGGUGCUCGGCAUCACAGCCCAGAACAGCAGCGGCCUAACCUGCGACCCCAGCACAGGCCAUGUGGCCUACCUGGCAGGCUGUGUGGUGGUGAUUUUGGACCCCAAGGAGAACAAGCAGCAGCACAUCUUCAAUACUGCCAGGAAGUCCCUGAGUGCUCUGGCCUUCUCACCUGACGGGAAGUACAUAGUGACAGGAGAGAAUGGACACAGGCCCGCUGUGCGCAUCUGGGAUGUGGAUGAGAAGAGCCAGGUGGCGGAGAUGCUGGGCCACAAGUACGGCGUGGCCUGCGUGGCCUUCUCACCCAACAUGAAGCACAUCGUGUCCAUGGGCUACCAGCAUGACAUGGUGCUCAAUGUCUGGGACUGGAAGAAAGACAUCGUGGUGGCCUCCAACAAGGUGUCAUGCAGGGUCAUCGCCCUCUCCUUCUCAGAAGACAGCAGCUACUUUGUCACUGUUGGGAACCGGCACGUGAGGUUCUGGUUUUUGGAAGUCUCCACUGAAGCAAAGGUGACAGGGACGGUGCCCCUGGUAGGGCGCUCGGGCAUCCUCGGUGAGCUGCACAACAACGUCUUCUGUGGUGUGGCCUGCGGCCGGGGCCGGAUGGCAGGCAAUACCUUCUGCGUGUCCUACUCGGGCCUCCUCUGCCAGUUCAACGAGAAGAGGGUCCUGGAAAAGUGGAUCAACCUGAAGGUCUCCCUGUCUUCCUGCCUCUGCGUCAGCCAAGAACUCAUCUUCUGCGGCUGCACAGAUGGGGUAGUCCGCAUCUUCCAGGCCCAUAGCCUGCACUACCUCACCAACCUGCCCAAGCCUCACUACCUCGGGGUGGACGUGGCGCAGGGCCUGGAGCCCAGCUUCCUCUUCCGCAGGAAGGCUGAAGCAAUAUAUCCAGACACGGUGGCGCUGACCUUUGACCCCACCCACCAGUGGCUGUCCUGUGUGUAUAAAGACCACAGCAUCUACAUCUGGGAUGUCCAGGACAUCAACAAAGUGAGCAAGAUAUGGUCAGAGCUAUUCCAUAGCUCCUACGUCUGGAAUGUGGAGGUGUAUCCUGAGUUUGAAGAUCAGAGAGCUUGUCUGCCAUCAGGAUCUUUUCUCACUUGUUCUUCAGACAACACCAUUCGCUUCUGGAACACGGAUAGCAGCCCUGACUCUCACUGGCAGAAAAACAUCUUCAGUAAUACCCUCCUGAAGGUGGUAUAUGUGGAGAAUGACACCCAGCACCUACAGGACACGUCACACUUCCCAGACCGGGGGAGUGAAAACGGGACGCCCAUGGAUGUGAAAGCCGGGGUACGCGUCAUGCAGGUCAGUCCUGAUGGCCAGCACCUGGCUUCAGGCGACCGAAGUGGAAAUCUGAGGAUCCACGAGCUGCACUUCAUGGACGAGCUGCUCAAGGUGGAGGCCCAUGAUGCGGAGGUGCUGUGCCUGGAGUACUCCAAGCCUGAGACAGGGCUGACCUUGCUGGCCUCAGCCAGUCGGGACCGGCUGAUCCAUGUGCUGAACGUGGAGAAGAACUACAACCUGGAGCAGACCCUGGACGACCACUCCUCCUCCAUCACAGCCAUCAAGUUUGCCGGCAACAGAGACAUCCAGAUGAUCAGCUGUGGGGCUGACAAGAGCAUCUACUUUCGCAGCGCCCAGCGGGCCUCAGAUGGACUACACUUUGUCCGAACCCACCACGUGGCAGAGAAGACCACUUUGUAUGACAUGGACAUUGACAUCACCCAGAAGUACGUGGCCGUAGCCUGCCAGGACCGGAAUGUGAGAGUCUACAACACUGUGAACGGGAAGCAGAAGAAGUGCUACAAGGGCUCGCAGGGUGAUGAAGGGUCCCUGCUGAAGGUCCAUGUGGACCCCUCAGGCACCUUCCUGGCCACAAGCUGCUCUGACAAAAGCAUCUCAGUGAUGGACUUUUACUCCGGCGAGUGUGUCGCCAAGAUGUUUGGCCAUUCAGAAAUCGUCACUGGCAUGAAGUUCACCUACGACUGCCGCCACCUGAUCACAGUGUCCGGAGACAGCUGUGUGUUCAUCUGGCACCUGGGUCCGGAGAUCACCAGCUGCAUGAAGCAGCACUUGUUGGAGAUAGACCACCGGGAGCAGCAGCAGCAGCAGCAGAACAUGAAGGAUGGGAACUGGAGCAGCCAGCCCAGGCAGGAGGCCUGUGCGUCCAUGCCCAGUGAGGCUCGUUCCAUAAGCCCUGGAGAGCAGACAGAGGACGAGCUGGAGGAAGAGUGCGAACCUGAGGAGAUGCUGAAGACGCCAUCCAAAGAGAGCUUGGACCCAGAUCCUCGAUGCCUGCUGACCAAUGGCAAGCUGCCACUCUGGGCAAAACGGCUGCUAGGAGAUGACGACGUGGCAGAUGGUUCAGCCUUCCAUGCCAAGCGCAGCUACCAGCCACACGGCCGCUGGGCAGAACGGGCUGACCAGGAGCCCCUCAAGACCAUCCUGGAUGCCCGGGACCUGGAUUGCUACUUCACCCCCAUGAAGCCUGAGAGCCUGGAGGACUCUGUCCUGGACACAGUUGAGCCACAGAGCCUGGUGGACCUGCUCAGCGAGUCAGAGUGUCCCCAGGAGAACAGCUGUGGGCACCCUUCCUUCCUGCCCCUGCAGAGGGGGUCUGAGGCCAGUGAGCUUGUCACCUACUCCCUGGAAGCAGCAGUGACAGUCUCAGGCACAGACAGCAAGUACCGCGUUGGGGAGGAGGACGGGGGGCGUGCAGACCAGCAAGACGACUCCUACCUCAGGAUCUCCUCCACUGGCUCCAAGGCCCAGAGCCCACCUGAAGACUCAGAGGAGUCAGAGGCAGACUUGGAGUGCAGCUUUGCCACCAUCCACUCUUCCCCGCCACGGCCUGAUCCAGACCCUCGGUUUGACGCGACGGUGUCCCACACACCAGGAUGCCCCGGGCCUGCAGAAGAAGAGCAGGCCCUGCCCGAGGGGCCAGGCCUCACCAGCAGCUCUCUGCCCCAGACCCCCGAGCAGGAGAAGUUCCUCCGUCACCACUUCGAGACGCUCGCCGACACCCAGCCUGAGGAGCUUUUCCACAGGUCCCUGAGAGACGUGACAGCCUCCGAGGCUGAGGACUUCUUCCUCAAUCCCCGGCUCAGCAUCUCAGCCCAGUUCCUCUCACGCCUCCGGAAGAAACCCAGGUUCACCCACACUUUCCCUCCCCAGCUGCCCCUGCACCUCAUGAAGUCCUCAGAGGUCAAUCCCAUGGACCAGGGGGGAAGCCAGCCCAGAGCAGAGCUGAGAGCAGGUACUGGCUACGCCUCCCCAGACCAGACCAAUGUCCUCUCUGGCGGGGAGGCUGAUGAGCUCCUUGAGACCGUGGAAGCCUGGCACCCCUUGACCCCCUGCCUCUCAGGCCUGGUGCCCUGUGUCCCCUCAUCAGUGCUGCCCACAGACAGGAGGCCCCCGCUGCCUGCAUCCAUACCCACCCCAGGCCUGGCUCAGGGCGUCCGCGUUCCCUCCACCUGUUCCUACAUGGAAGCCACAGCCAGCUCCCGUGCCAAGAUGUCACACAGCACCUCCCUCAGGGACCGUGUUGGCCCUGUCCCGGCUGAGCUGGCCAGGCCCCUCUGCAGGCCCUCCUCCAUGGGGGAGCUGGCCUCCCUGGGCCAGGAGCUCCAAGCCGUCACCACCACGGUAGCUCCCAGCUCUGGCAGUGAGGGCCGGGAGCCUGCCCUGGCCUCCCGAGGCAACCAUGAGGCCCGUGCCAACCUGAGACUGACCUUGUCAAGCAUCUGUGACAGCUUCCUGCUGCCCCCAUCCCCACUGGAGGCACCCACCACACGUGCCUGGUCCCAGGAGCCUGUGGCCACCCAGCCCUGUGCUACAGUCACAGCAGCCAGGCUCCUGGCCCCCAGCCCUGUGAACACAAGUGCCCUAAGGCUUCCCGACCCCUCCUUUCUCCCAAGGCUCCCUGCCCCUCAGCCCCUCAACCCUUCCACCCACCCUGGUAGCUCCCAGCUUCCAGAGACCAAGCCAGGAAUCUCUGGAAGCACUGCCUUCCUCCUGGAGCCCACCGCUGAUGCGCCCAGUCUGGUCCAGAGCAACCCUGGACACUGGGAGGAACCCGGGCUGCCAGCUGGGGUCCUGCCCCCAGCUCCUCUUGAGCUGAGCGGUGUGGAGACCAUCGUGCACAGGCUGCAGACUGCCUUCCAAGAAGCCCUUGACCUUUACCUUGUGCUGGUUUCCAGUGGUCAGGUCAGCGCCGAGCAGCAGCAGACACGGACUGAGCUGGCCUCCACCUUCCUCUGGAUCCACAGCCAGCUGGAGGCCCACUGGCUGGGAGGGACAGAGAUGGCCCCAGCCCAGGCCCUGCCCAGCCCAGGUCCACCUUCCCCACCUACACUCUGCCCCCUGGCUAGCCCAGAUUUGCGGGCCCUGCUGGAACACUACUCGGAGCUGCUGGUGCAGGCCGUGCGCAGGAAGGUAGAGGGGGACUGAGGCCAGCAGCCCCUCCACGGCAUUCCUGUUGCUUCUGGAGAAUGUAUCUUAAGCAAAUAAACUGACAGCUUGGAGGCAUAGUUCCUGGAACGUGUCUGGCCCAUCCACAAAGCCCCCUUCAGGUGGAUGCAGGGUGGGUGGAGGGUGACGCUCAAGUGGACAGUGUAGGGGAUUCAUGUUUGCCCCAGUGCCACGCCCAUGUCCCCGGACUCCAGCACUGGGGAGCGUGCAGUGACAACAAUCCCAGGGCCUGGCCUCCCACACCCCUUAUCCCUGGCCCACUGAGAGCAUCCUGGAGGGUCACUUGUGGUCCUUGCCCCUACUAGUACCCAAGAGCCUACAAGGACUACUGUAAUCACAUGUGCCACACCUUGCCCACCAGUACAUGUGUUACCACAUCACUGGCUCACGGUCACAGCGUCAGGGCCAUGCUGGAUUCUACAUGGUCUAGGUUGUUGCUGUCCUUAUCUGCAGGAGGGUAAACAGGAAAGACAAACAGACUUACCCCUGGACUAUCCCAGCAGCCUGCACCAGACCACCCAGCAGCUAGGCCAGUGACACCCCCAGCAGAACAGUGCCCAGCACCAUGAGCUCCCAGCACUGGCCCCAGCUCUCCCAGGCACAGUGUUGUAUGUACUAAGGAUAUUCAUAACCACAAAAGCCCCCACUAUCCUGAGUCCCUGUAAAACAGAAGGCCAUAUGGCCUUCUAAAGCACAGCCCCACCAUGCGGUUUGCUGUUACCUAAACUCCCAUGUGCUUGCAAGUUCCCCCGUUCUGCCUGGUGAUCGUGGUCCACCAGAAACAGGUUCAAAGAAAUGCAGUUUCUUGCCCCAGGUCGCAUAGGGCUGAGACUUGAACCUAAGUUUGCCUGGUGGCAGACCCUCCAACAUAGGACCCCACCCUCUGCUGCCCCCACAAACGUGAUGCACGUCACGACCAAUCACACAGCUCUUUAAAGAUUCUGCUGGCCCCCGGAUGUCUGCCACUGUUCUACAGGCUAGGAAUACAGUAGGGAACAGGACGGGCAAAGUGUGCUCAUGGCAUUUGCCUUCUAGAAGCAAAACAAACAUGGGAAAUAAAACUAUAUUUGACCUUCACAUUUAAGGCCUGUUGAUUUUCAACAAGGGUUGCAAGACCAUCCACUGGGGAAAGAAUAGUCUGUCUCUUCAACAGAUAAUGCUUGGGCAACUGGAUAGCCACACAUAAAGAAUGAAGUUGGACCGCUACCUCACACCAUGUUAAAAUGGACUAAUGACCUAAAUAUAAGUACUGAAAUGUUAGAACUCUCAGAAGAAAACAUAGACAUAAAUCUUCAUGAUCUUGGAUUUGAUAGUGGAUUCUUAGAUACGAUUCCAGUAGCACAAGCAACAGAAAAAAAAGAUAAAUGGGACUUAAUCAAAAUUAAAAAACUUGUGCAUCAAAGAACACUAAGAAAAUGAAAAGGCAACCUACAAGAUGAAAGGAAUUAAAGCAGAUACAUGUAUACCAAUGUUUACUGCAGCAUUACAACAGUUUACAAGUGGACACAACUCAAGUGUCCAUUGACAGAUCGAUGGAUAAACAAAAUGCGGUAUAUGCAUACAGUGGAAUAUUACCCAUAAAGAUCAACGAAAUUCUCAUGUAUCCCACAAGGUAGGUGAACCUUGAAGACAUUAUGCUAAGUGAAAAACCAGACACAAAGCGAGACAUGAAAUAUCUAGAAAAGGCAAACUCAUGGACACGAUAGAUGAGCGGGUACUACGGGCCAGGAGGACGAGCGGAUGUUGAGUUCUUGCUUAAGAGGUACAGAGUGGCUGUUCGGGGUGUGAAAAGGUUUUGGCAAUAGUGAUGGUUGCCCAACACUGAACAUAAUCAAUGCCACUGAAUUGUACACUUAACACUCGUUAAAGGUGAUUAAUGGUUACCAGGGGUGGGGGACAGGAAGGGCAAGAAUCAUUGCAUAGGAAGCACCGAGUUUCUCUUGAUGGUGGUGGACUCUGGCAAUGGAUGUUGGUAACAGCCGCACAACAUGAUUAACAGGUAACCGAUGUCACUACACUGUACAUGUGAAAAAGGUUCAGAAAUGGUUAAAAUGGUAAAUUAUGUAUUUUAACCAAUUAUAUAUAUAUUUAUAUAUUUUACCACACAUACAAAAAGUACAGAUACAUGCUUCACUGUGGACUCUCCGACGUGCUAACGUGGCAUGUUGUAUGACCCUG
Messenger RNA from Loxodonta africana (African savanna elephant), 7292 nucleotides. RefSeq names its product WD repeat domain 62 (gene WDR62). The record is from RefSeq and is a predicted model, not a curated record. Lineage: Eukaryota; Metazoa; Chordata; Mammalia; Proboscidea; Elephantidae. Bases 453 to 5093 code for a protein of 1546 amino acids. Gene Ontology annotation, molecular function: protein binding. The transcript has 32 exons. Gene Ontology annotation, biological process: centriole replication. Gene Ontology annotation, cellular component: mitotic spindle.